CGGGGGAGGAGCGCCCGCCAGCCGCUCGCGCGCCCAACGGACCGGGCUGGGGCCGCGAGGUAACUGUUGCAGCCCGCGGGAGUUGGGAGGCAGCUACGAGUCUCCGGUCCCGAGAGGUGCCUGAGGGAAAAGGAGAAGCCCCUUCGGCCCUUUUCCACAGCCAGUAUGUCACGGAUCCCGCUGCUCCUCCGCCCGCGCGGUGGGGACCCCGGGCCGCGGCGGCGGGCGCAGCCCUGACGCGUUACGGAGCCGGGGGGCGCCCGCAGCGCAGGGGCAGGGGGUGAGGGAGCGCCAGUGGCCGCUGAAGUCCGAGCAGGGCGUGCUAGCCCCGCGGCCACCCCCGGUCCCGGCCAUGAGGAGGGACGAGCGAGACUCCAAAGCCAUGCGGUACCCGCAGCCACCGGACGGGGCCGGCUUACCCCCUGAGAGUAUGAGGAACGGCUACGUGAAGAGCUGCGUGAGCCCCUUGCGGCAGGACCCACCGCGCGGCUUCUUCUUCCACCUCUGCCGCUUCUGCAACGUGGAGCUGCUGCUGCCGCCAGCCUCCCCCCAGCAGCCGCGGCGCUCCCCCUUCACCGGGGCGCGCCUCGCGCUGGGCGCCCUAGCUGCCUUUGUCCUCGCCCUACUGCUCGGCUCCGGGACCGAGAGCUGGGCUGCCGGGGCUGCCUGGCUGUGGACCCUGCUGCGUGUCUGCUCGUUCAGCCUCAGCCCCCUCUUCAGCAUCGCCUGUGCCUUCUUCUUCCUCACCUGCUUCCUGACCCGGGCCAAGCGGGGCCCCAACGCCGGCCGGAGCAGCGGCGGCGGCUCCUGGUGGCUGCUGGCGCUGCCCGCAUGCUGUUACCUGGGGGACUUCUUGGUGUGGCAGUGGUGGUCUUGGACUUGCGGGGACGAAGACAUAGGGGCUCUGGCCCCGCACACGCCCCCGGCGGCGACGGGCAGGUUGUUCUUGGUGCUGAGCUGUGUGGGCUUGCUGACGCUCGCGCACAGGGUGAGGCUGCAGCACAGCAUCCUGGUGCUGCUCUUCUCCAGCUCGGUCUGGUGGGUCUCCGCCACUAGCCUCGGGUCGCUGCCCUCAGCCCUGCGGCCCCUGCUGGCUUGCCUGGUCGGGGGCGCUGGCUGCCUCUUGGCCCUGGGGUUGGAUAACUUUUUUCAAAUCAGGGAAGCUCCUCAUCAUCCUCGGUUGUCCAGUACCGCGGAAGAAAAAGUGCCUGUGAUUAGACCCCGCAGGAGGUCCAGCUGUGUUUCUUUCGGAGAAACUUCGGCCAGUUACUAUGGAAGUUGCAAAAUGUUCAGGAGACCUUCGUUGCCUUGCAUUUCCAGAGAACAGAUGAUUCUUUGGGAUUGGGACUUAAAGCAGUGGUAUAAACCUCAUUACCAGAAUUCUGGAGGUGGAAGUGGAGUUGAUCUUUCAGUGCUAAAUGAGGCUCGCAAUAUGGUGUCAGACCUUCUGACUGAUCCAACCCUCCCCCCACAAGUCAUUUCUUCCCUGCAGAGUAUCAGCAGUUUGAUGGGUGCUUUCUCAGGUUCCUGCAGGCCAAAGAUUAACCCUCUCACACCAUUUCCUGGAUUUUACCCCUGUUCUGAAAUAGAAGACCCAGCUGACAGAGGAGAUCGAAAACUUCACAAGCAGGGACUGAACAGCAGGAACAGUUUGCCAACUCCGCAGCUGAGGAGGAGCUCAGGAACUUCAAGUCUGCCACCUAUUGAAACUUCUGCUUCACGGUGGGAACGCAGUAAUGGCAAAAGGCCUCACCAAGAAUUUGGCAUUUCAAGUCAAGGAUGCUAUCUAAAUGGGCCUUUUAGUUCAAACCUUCUGACAAUCGCGAAGCAAAGGUCAUCUUCUGUAUCGCAAACUCACCAUAUAGGUCUAAGAAGAGCUGGUGUUUUACCCAGCCUGAGUCCUGUGAAUUCUCCUGGCCAUGGACCAGUGUCUGCUGGCUCUCUAGCUAAUCGAUCACCUAUAGAAUUUCCUGGUACCGCUGAUUUUCUUGCUAAGCCAAGUGUUAUUUUACACAGAUCUCUGGGCAAUGCACCCACCUCACCAGAUUUUUAUCAGCAACUUAAAAAUUCUGGUAGUAAUUUAUGUAACAGCUGCGGACAUCAAAUACUGAAAUAUGUUUCAACGUCUGAAUCAGUGUCUGGUACAGACUGCCACAAUGGAAAAUCAGGUGAUGAAGACAAUACCAUUUUCUCAAAAGAAUCACUCAACCUUACAGAAGCUCAACAAGAAGUGGAAACAGACAAAAGAGACUCCAGAAAAUUAUUUUUGGAAGGUGAUAAUCACCUCACAGAAGAGGCACAGAAUGAACAGCAAUCAAAUAUUGAACAGGAAGCAUCACAGGACCUGAUUUUAAUAGAAGACUGUGACUCAUUAAUAGAAAAGAUGAGCAACUGGAAUUUUCAAAUUUUUGAACUUGUAGAAGAGAUGGGAGAGAAAUCAGGAAAGAUCCUUAGUCAGGUUAUGUAUACCUUAUUUCAAGACACUGGUUUAUUGGAAGUAUUUAAAAUUCCCACUCUACAAUUCAUGAACUAUUUUCGUGCAUUAGAAAAUGGCUAUCGAGAUAUUCCUUAUCACAAUCGUAUACACGCCACUGAUGUCCUGCAUGCAGUGUGGUAUCUGACGACACGGCCGAUUCCUGGCUUGCAGCAGAUCCACAGUAAUCACGGAACAGGAAGCGAAACAGAGUCUGAUGGUAGAAUUAACCCUGGGCAAAUUGCUUACGUUUCUUCGAGGAGCUGCUCAAUCCCAGAUGAGAGCUAUGGAUGCCUGUCUUCAAACAUUCCUGCUUUGGAAUUGAUGGCUUUAUAUGUGGCAGCUGCUAUGCAUGAUUAUGAUCACCCAGGGCGGACAAAUGCAUUUCUGGUGGCUACAAAUGCCCCUCAGGCAGUUUUAUACAACGACAGAUCUGUUCUGGAAAAUCAUCAUGCUGCAUCAGCUUGGAAUCUGUAUCUUUCCAGCCCAGAUUACAACUUCCUUCUUAAUCUUGAUCAUAUGGAAUUCAAGCGUUUUCGUUUUUUAGUCAUUGAAGCAAUCCUUGCCACGGAUCUUAAAAAGCAUUUUGAUUUCCUUGCUGAAUUCAAUGCCAAGGCCAAUGAUGUAAAUAGUAAUGGUAUAGAAUGGAGCAAUGAAAAUGAUCGCCUCUUAGUAUGCCAGGUGUGCAUCAAACUGGCAGAUAUAAAUGGCCCAGCAAAAGUUCGGAACUUGCAUUUGAAAUGGACAGAAGGCAUUGUAAAUGAAUUUUAUGAGCAGGGAGAUGAAGAAGCAAAUCUUGGUUUGCCCAUCAGUCCCUUCAUGGAUCGUUCGUCUCCUCAACUAGCAAAGCUCCAAGAGUCUUUUAUCACCCACAUAGUGGGUCCCCUCUGUAACUCCUAUGAUGCUGCUGGUCUGCUCCCCGGUCAGUGGAUAGAAACCGAAGAGGAUGAUGAUACUGAAAGCUGUUACGAUGAAGAUGGUGAAGAAUUAGAUACAGACGAUGAAGAAAUAGAAGACAAUCUAAAUCUUAAGCCACAGAGAAGGAAAGGCAGACGGCAAAUAUUUUGUCAGCUAAUGCACCACCUCACUGAAAACCACAAGAUAUGGAAGGAAAUCAUAGAGGAAGAAGAGAAAUGUAAAACUGAUGGGAAUAAAGUGCAGGCGGAGAACUCUUCCUUACCUCAAGCAGAUGAGAUUCAGGUCAUUGAAGAAGCAGAUGAAGAGGAAGAGAGACAGUGUGAAUAAAACGAAGGACAUUGAAGGGCUGUGCCCAGUGUCAGAAAUCAAUUCCUAGUGUUCACUGUGCUGACUUUCAGCCAACCAUUCUCGUGUGGACAGGCCGUCAUACUGUGAGAGGAUCCCGCUGUGCCGGGUCAUUUCCCACUCUUACGCACUUUCACCACAGAACUAGAAAAUUAUUCCUAGCUUGGCUUCACUUGACUGAUGUCACAAAGCCCUUACUUAAAGCCUUCACUGGUAUAUACUUUGUCAUGAUACUGCUUUGCUGGGUAGAAAGCACUAAUUUUUCAUGAGGGGUAGCUUUAACCAAAAGCUCAAGUGACUGACUUCACUUUCUAAAGUGGCCAGAAUUUUUUUUGCUUUCAUGAAAAUAUGAUUCAUAUUGUAUUACCAAAUGUGCCCUUUUUAUCUUUGAGUGUCUUGAAAAAACAAAAAACAAAACUGCCUCUCUAAAAAGGAACCCAGUGUCUGCUUUCCGGGGGAUGUGUGCAGUGCAGUCACUGUUGAGUGCUGUUCUCCCAGCUAGAUUUAGCCAUGAAGGACUGAGUGACCUUUGUUAUAUUUAACAAAAUCCAAGCGCAUCAAUUUCUGAUGCUUUUUACAGUUGUUUAUUAUUUACUAAGUGUGUUUUAUUUCUGCUCAGAGUAUUCAGAUUUGUCCUGGAUGUCAGAAGUCUGAAUGCCAGUCUUUCUGACUUCAUGUUCUAUGGUCAAAUUUUUAAGCUGUUUAGGUUUAACAGUGAAGGAAUUUUAUUCUUUAGUCAAAACUGUUCUUAUUUUUACUGUUGCUCAGGAUUAGUAUUUUUAAACAUUCAAUUAAUAUAAUCAUAGCACAGAUUUUCAAAAGAAAACAACUUUUUCCUAGUAUUGUUACUAGCCUUUUAUGAAAUGAAGCAUUAUUUUCUCUUUUCUUAGACAGACAGUAUAAGGCUAAUUAAAGCCAAGGAAAAGAUGUGUCUUUUGCCUUAAUGUAAAAAUAAAAUGAGACUAAUCCUAUUAAAGAUAAAGAACAGAAGAAAUAGUGUGAGCUCUAAAGGAGAUGUGAAUUCAAUAAACAAUUGGAAUAUGUACUUACCUUUAGGUCUGCCUUAGGUGUCAUGUGUUUAGUAACUAAAACUGAUGUUGAUCUUUGUAUGAAUGUCCUUUUGCCUCAAGACUACAUGACAGAAAUAAUCUGUAACUAAAAAAAAGGUUCUGGAGCAUAUGCAAAGUCUAAUUUCUGAGCUAAAGUAAAUGGUGGGAAUACUUAUUUAAUUUUUAUAUAACAAGUCUAAAUAUUUUAAUAAACCAUUUCGUGCAAAAGCACAUUGUUAAGGUAACUGCAAAGAAAGGGAACAUAUUUACAAUGUAUAAAUUUGUAAACAGAAACUACUGUUGGGGUACAGAUAUAUAUUCUGGUUGUGAAAAAGUUUUGAAGAUAUAGAGAACAGCCAAAAUGAUAGCAAGAUGGUAGACUAUUGUUACUCGUGGAAAGCAUAUUAUAUUUUGGAUCCGUUGAGCUUUUAUAGACAUUGGAAUUAUUAGUUUUCCAAGGCAAUUCCUUUAAAAUUGGUGUCUGCAGGCAAUUUCUUACCUACCUAGAACAGAAUAGUUGGCUUAUCUAAAAGCUAUCAGUUAAACAUCUAUGGAACUGUUGAAUGUUUUGAUGUAGAGUAUAAUUUUUAAUGAAUCACUAAGCUUUAUUUAUUAGACAUGGUGAGUGCCAAGUUCCUUCCUGCCACUCUUGCUACCAUCGCCACCUCAUCUGUAAACUGGUCCCCCAUUACUACGUAAUAAAAUUUUAACUAAUUUAUUGAGUUUGCACUUAUAAUGUAUAUAUCUUGUGCUUCUAUUUCUUUAGAGUGCAUUUUGCACCUUGCAUAUUUCUGCUAUUGCAAAAUACAUAUAUGUGUAUAAAUUCACACGUGUAUGUAUGCAUAAUGAGACAAUCAAAGUUCCUUACUUCCUAUUAUUUUAUUAAAAUUUUUAUUGGGGUUAUUUAGUGUAUAUUUGUAUUUUCUUAAAAUAAGCAUGUUUUUGUACUAAAAUGCUAUUAUUGGAAACUCAUUUUCAAAUAAUUUUUUAAAUUAUUUAAAUCUUUGCUAAAUAAUUGACACAUUAAAAUAGCCCAAAGAAACACUAAAAAGUAUCCUUGCUGUGAAAGUUAAACUCAACUUGUAAGUAAUGGAUAUAAGAGUUUAUUAAGUAUAUACAGUGCUCUUAAGAUGGAAUGUUGAGAAAUUGCUCUCUAAGCCAUACUAUAGAUCUUAUUUUGGUUACUACUCAAUCAGAUUUUUAUUAUAAUAAUUUUCAUGAAUCUGCUGUUUUAAGUCACUGCUCUUAGAAAUAAUCUUGUAGUACUAU
This is a messenger RNA of Phyllostomus discolor (pale spear-nosed bat), 6054 nucleotides long. RefSeq names its product phosphodiesterase 3B (gene PDE3B). The coding region runs from base 353 to 3718 and encodes 1121 amino acids. Gene Ontology annotation, cellular component: membrane. The transcript has 16 exons. Gene Ontology annotation, molecular function: protein kinase B binding; 3',5'-cyclic-AMP phosphodiesterase activity. The record is from RefSeq and is a predicted model, not a curated record. Lineage: Eukaryota; Metazoa; Chordata; Mammalia; Chiroptera; Phyllostomidae. Gene Ontology annotation, biological process: signal transduction.